AUGGAUCACAACACCGUAAUCGCCUGGCUUCUCCCCUCAUCGACGAACCAACCCGCCCUCGAGACCGUCCGCCUCCUCGCAAAUUGCAACCGCCGCGUCGCCUCCAUCCCCGAAGCCUUCGAUCCCCAACCGACCCCCAACCCAGACAACGACACAAUCAACCCCUUCCUCCUCACCAAGAAGCCCCCAACCUCAUCCCUCCUCGCCAAGCCCCGCCCGGCCCUCGAGCUCUCCUUCACCAACCCCCCAAAGAACCACACCGGCUUCGUCCUCGGCACCGACCCGUGCUGCGACAUCCAGCUCCCCAACCUCCCCGGCAUCGCCCCGCGCCACUGCCACAUCACCUUCGACGCCGAGCGCCGCCUCGUCCUCCGCGACACCUCCGACGCCGGCACCGCCGUCUGGUACGACGGCAACAGCAACGGCGACCGCCCCCGCGAGUCCUGGGUCCUCUCCCCCGGCUGCUCCUACGGCUUCCCCGCCAUGGUCGACCGCGUCGUCGUCGACAUCCAGACCGUCCGCUUCCAGGUCGUCGUCAACGACUCCCACAUGGCCCGGCCCGACCUCUACGACCGCUCCGUCGACGACUUCAUGGACCGCCUGGCCAGCCUGUCCCUCGACGAGAUCAGCGCCCGCGAGGAGCUCUCCUUCGACCUCGACUUCCGCGACUUCGGCAUCGACUUCAGCUUCGACGACCUCGGCUUCGGCUGCGGCGCUUACGACGGCGACUGCGGAGGCUACGACUACGAGAUGGACCUCGACGACAAGAGGGACUACCUCGCGCCCCUGCCCUCCGAGGUCGCCCCCGUGUUCGUGAAGUACAUGUUCGCCGCCGACGAGGGUCUUCCUCCGGACACCUACCUCUGGAACACGGCCCGGCCGUGGGAGCCCAUGGUCAAGGUCACAUGUUGA
Messenger RNA from Colletotrichum karsti, 912 nucleotides. RefSeq lists its product as uncharacterized. The transcript has a single exon. Gene Ontology annotation, molecular function: protein binding. NCBI's taxonomy places the organism in Eukaryota, Fungi, Ascomycota, Sordariomycetes, Glomerellales, Glomerellaceae. The record is from RefSeq and is a predicted model, not a curated record. The coding region runs from base 1 to 912 and encodes 303 amino acids.